Messenger RNA from Orycteropus afer afer, 1854 nucleotides. NCBI's taxonomy places the organism in Eukaryota, Metazoa, Chordata, Mammalia, Tubulidentata, Orycteropodidae. The record is from RefSeq and is a predicted model, not a curated record.
AUGUCGAGUUUGGCGGUGAGAGACCCGGCAAUGGAUCGAUCACUGCGUUCCGUGUUCGUGGGAAACAUUCCGUAUGAGGCGACUGAGGAGCAGUUAAAGGACAUAUUCUCAGAGGUUGGUUCCGUUGUGAGUUUCCGGCUGGUAUACGAUAGAGAGACGGGAAAACCCAAGGGUUAUGGCUUCUGCGAGUAUCAAGACCAGGAGACCGCGCUUAGUGCCAUGCGGAACCUUAAUGGGCGGGAGUUCAGCGGUAGAGCGCUUCGGGUGGACAAUGCUGCCAGUGAAAAGAAUAAGGAGGAACUAAAGAGCCUAGGGCCUGCAGCGCCCAUUAUUGACUCACCCUAUGGGGACCCUAUCGAUCCGGAAGACGCCCCAGAAUCAAUAACCAGAGCAGUCGCCAGCCUCCCUCCGGAGCAGAUGUUUGAGUUGAUGAAACAGAUGAAGCUCUGUGUCCAAAACAGUCACCAAGAAGCUCGAAACAUGUUACUACAAAACCCGCAACUGGCUUAUGCGCUGUUGCAGGCACAGGUAGUAAUGAGAAUUAUGGAUCCAGAGAUUGCACUGAAAAUUCUGCAUCGCAAAAUACACGUCACACCGCUUAUCCCAGGCAAAUCUCAGACUGUCUCUGUCUCUGGCCCAGGCCCUGGCCCUGGCCCUGGCCCUGGCCUCUGCCCAGGACCUAAUGUUAUGCUGAACCAGCAGAAUCCUCCAGCCCCUCAGCCUCAGCAUUUGGCUAGAAGACCUGUGAAAGACAUUCCUCCUCUGAUGCAGACUCCUAUCCAGGGUGGAAUUCCAGCCCCAGGUCCAAUCUCGGCUCCUAUUCCUGGACCUGGUCCAGCUUCCUUAACUCCUGGAGGAGCAAUGCAGCCCCAAGUUGGAAUGCCUGGUGUUGGCCCAUUGCCUUUAGAGCGGGGACAAGUGCAAAUGACAGAUCCCAGAGCUCCCAUACCUCGUGGACCCAUGACUGCUGGUGGCCUGCCUCCUCGAGGACUGUUGGGAGAUGCUCCGAAUGACCCACGUGGAGGGACUCUGCUUUCAGUCACUGGAGAAGUAGAGCCCAGAGGUUAUCUGGGCCCACCCCAUCAGGGCCCUCCCAUGCACCAUGCCUCUGGUCAUGACAACCGAGGUCCUUCUUCACAUGAGAUGAGGGGAGGGCCAAUAGCAGAUCCAAGACUGCUAAUUGGAGAGCCCAGAGGACCCAUGAUGGAUCAAAGGGGUCUGCCCAUGGAUGGUAGAGGUGGUAGAGAUUCUCGAGGGAUGGAAACACGAUCCAUGGAAGCUGAAGUCUUAGAAGCACGAGUAAUGGAGAGAAGAGGAAUGGAGACCUGUGCAUUGGAAACCAGAGGAAUGGAAGCUAGGGGCAUGGAUGCAAGAGGAAUGGAGAUACGGGGCCCUUGCCCCAGUUCAAGAGGCCCUAUGACCAAUGCACUCCAGGGUCCUGGGCCCAUUAAUAUGGGGGCAGGUGGGCCUCAGGGACCCAGACAGGUCCCAAGCAUUUCAGGGGUGGGAAAUCCUGGAGGUGGCAUGCAGGCAUCAGGCAUACAAGGAGCAGGCAUGCAAGGGGCUGGGAUGCAAGGAGGGGCCAUGCAGGGGGCGGGGAUGCAAGGAGGGGCCAUGCAGGGGGCGGGCGUGCAAGGAGGGGCCAUGCAGGGGGCGGGCAAGCAAGGUGGAGGCCAACCUAGCACUUUCAGUCCCGGGCAGAGCCAAGUAACUGCACAGGAUCAAGAAAAAGCAGCUUUGAUCAUGCAGGUUCUUCAGCUGACUGCAGAUCAGAUUGCCAUGCUCCCUCCUGAGCAAAGGCAGAGUAUUCUGAUUUUAAAGGAACAAAUUCAGAAAUCCACUGGAGCUUCUUAA